Messenger RNA from Canis lupus familiaris (dog), 1466 nucleotides. It is a transcript of the gene MBLAC1, whose product is annotated as metallo-beta-lactamase domain containing 1. Bases 424 to 1176 code for a protein of 250 amino acids. The record is from RefSeq and is a predicted model, not a curated record. The transcript has 2 exons. NCBI's taxonomy places the organism in Eukaryota, Metazoa, Chordata, Mammalia, Carnivora, Canidae.
GGGCCGGCGGGGGGUGGGGGGGCCGAUAACUAUCUAGGCGCGGGUCUGUGCAACCCCCCUCGGCUCGUGCGGGAGAACGCCCCGGAAUUAAAUAGCAGCGUGCGGCAGCGCCUCUCGGCCACCAUACUUCGGGCUUACGGGAGCUCGCAGAGGACAAGAUCUCGCAGAGGACAAGAUCUCGCGCGCUUUUCCGAGGGCCGAUCUUCCCUUGGAGUGCGGCAAGGAUUAGGAGUAGCGACGAGGCGACGUUCAAGGCUUGGGUCAGGAUGAGGGAAAUAAAGAGGAUGCCCUUUGGGGGGUGAUGGGUGAGGACCUACCGCACGACAAGUGUGGCGACGGCCGAAGACACCGAGGGACUGGCGGGUUCACGCUGAGGGGAAACUACGGAAGGGGGAUACCAUCUAAGGCUGUCCGGAUCCUGCCAUGAGCGGUCUAGUGCGGACCGAGCCGCUGCGCGGGGAGCCGCCCCUGCUGGUGCGCGGCGACCCCUACUCCGUGGUGGUCCUGCUGCAGGGCUACGCGGAGCCCGACGGGGUAGACGACGCGGUCCGGGCGGACGGCUCCGUGACGCUCGUGCUGCCUCAGGCCUGGGGCUCAGCCUCCAGCCACCGAGAGGCCCCGCCCGAGGGCGGUGGGGCGAAAACCGCCCUGGAGGAGGCGGCCCGUGGGCCCAUCCUCGUGGACACUGGGGGCCCCUGGGCUCGGGAGGCGCUCCUGGGGGCCCUGGCGGGGCAGGGCGUGGCCCCCGGAGACGUGACUCUCGUGGUGGGCACCCACGGACACUCGGAUCACAUCGGGAACCUGGGGCUUUUUCCCACGGCGGCUCUGCUGGUCUCGCACGACUUCUGCCUCCCGGGGGGCCGCUACCUCCCCCAUGGGCUGGGUGAGGAGCUGCCCCUGCGCCUGGGCCCGGGGCUCGAGGUGUGGGCCACGCCGGGCCAUGGGGGCCAGCGGGACGUGAGUGUGGUGGUGGCGGGCACGGCCCUGGGCACCGUGGUGGUGGCGGGCGAUGUGUUUGAACGCAGCGGAGACGAAGACUCCUGGCAAGCGCUGAGCGAAGACCCGGUGGCCCAGGAUCGCAGCCGUAAGAGGGUCCUAGGCAUUGCGGACGUGGUCGUGCCUGGUCACGGAGCCCCCUUUAGGGUGAUCAGGGAAGCCCCUCAGCCAAGGAACUGACGUCCAGAAGACCAGAGGACCCAGUCAGAGUCAGCGCGCCAGAGGAGUCCGGGGUGAUCGCUUCCAGCCCUCGCAAGAGGCGGGUGCCUAGCGAGAACAGUCAUCGAUAUCACUGGUUCUGCAGCCAAAUGAGGACCAAGGACUGGCUCAACUGUGUGCCACCUCUUGGGGUCUCCAUAAAAUGGAAGAAUGUUCUUGAGGGGGUUAUCCAAAAUAAAAAUAGGAAGCUGCGUGGAAAAUCAUGCAGCCCCAAUGUAAACGUGCAUCGUUAGUAGUAAUAAUCAAGCAAA